Messenger RNA from Saccostrea cuccullata (small rock oyster), 1054 nucleotides. RefSeq lists its product as uncharacterized. Lineage: Eukaryota; Metazoa; Mollusca; Bivalvia; Ostreida; Ostreidae. Bases 217 to 939 code for a protein of 240 amino acids. The transcript has 4 exons. The record is from RefSeq and is a predicted model, not a curated record.
CUGCUUUAAUAGUUUGACAAAUCAUGGACUAAUGAUUGGUUAAUAAAUCAGCAGUGCAGGAGGUUCUUAUACAUUGAUCUAAAAAUAAAAAGCUCAAACUGCUACAUGUAUGAGUAUGGAGCAUCUCACUCGAACAAUCUUAAUGUCGUGAAAAUAUGGUUAUAAUUAAUGAGCUGCAAACUCAUUGUUUUUGCGAAGUGUAGUUAGAUUUUCAGAAUGGGAAACAUUUCUUCAUUUCAGACAGAACUUCUGAUUCUGUUUUCAGUUCUGCCACUGCCGUUCGUUGCUGAGUAUUUAGAGACUACUUUUUCCAAAGUGACAUCCCUAAGUAAUAAGAAAGCGAUCUCUAACUUGCUCUGGCAAAGGUCCGGAAGUAAGAUGGCGUGUCUGGCGGCAUGUGCCACGGACAGUAGGUGCGUGUCCAUCUUCCUGGACGGACAGUCCUACUGCAGCGGACAUCACGUGAUUUAUACAACUACCAGCACAAUGCAAACCUCGCCAGGCCUCGUGUACUACGAAAUACAAGAUCCUGCCAGUAAGCUUGGCUGUGUAGCAGUGCCAGGUGAUACCGGAUAUUGCGUCAGAUUAAACGUUACUAAAUUGUCGUGGCCCGACCAGGUCCUGGCCUGUCAGACAGAAAACAUGAGGCUAGCCUCACUGACCACUGACCUCAGGGUCACGUUUGUCCAGAGUUACCUGCUAGGGAUUGGGCACUCCCAGGCGGUGACAGUCGGGGCUUAUUUGACUUCCGGGACGUGGUAUUGGAUGUCGGGGGACCUUCUGUCGCCUGUCUCCCCCCAUUGGGGCCCCAGUGAACCCACAUCCGGUCCGGGGGAGGAGUGUGUCAUCAUGGCGUUCGCUAUUGGGUUUCAGUUCAACGACGGUCAGUGUGCCACACUGAAAACAUUUCUCUGUGAUAUGUCCUAUAUAGCGAUUUAAGUGAUAUUCCAGUCAGAAUAUCGAAAUUUUUAUUUUAAACACUGCUUUUUUUUCAUUCCACUAGCAUUCUUAUGUUAAUGUACAAUGUAUCUGUACUUCGUAUUGAAUACGUUUG